Dipodomys spectabilis (banner-tailed kangaroo rat) is the source of this 6111-nucleotide messenger RNA. It is a transcript of the gene Slc12a6, whose product is annotated as solute carrier family 12 member 6. Lineage: Eukaryota; Metazoa; Chordata; Mammalia; Rodentia; Heteromyidae. Bases 148 to 3600 code for a protein of 1150 amino acids. The record is from RefSeq and is a predicted model, not a curated record. Gene Ontology annotation, cellular component: membrane. Gene Ontology annotation, biological process: chemical synaptic transmission; potassium ion import across plasma membrane; cell volume homeostasis. Gene Ontology annotation, molecular function: potassium:chloride symporter activity. The transcript is spliced from 25 exons.
UGAAGGAGGGAAGGGCGCGGGCCGGCCCGGCACCGCGGCCUGGAGCCGGCGCCCUGCGGGAGCGAGCGUCCUGUUGCGAUCGAAAGCUCGAGUCGGAGGGAGAUUUCUGCGAGACUUUCCCUCUGUCCCGGCAGAAAGGCGAAGAGAAUGCACCCUCCUGAGAGCACCGCCAAAAUGUCUUCGGUCCGGUUCAUGGUGACACCGACCAGGAUCGAUGACAUCCCGGGCUUGUCGGACACCAGCCCGGACCUCAGCUCGCGCUCCAGCUCCCGCGUGAGGUUCAGCUCCCGGGAGAGCGUGCCCGAGACCAGCCGCAGCGAGCCCGUGAGCGACCUGUCCGGGCUCACCACCUCGCUGGCCACCGUCGCCCUCGACCCCGCCAGUGACCGGACCUCCCACCCCCAGGACGCGGCGGAGGACCCGAAUCAGAACUCCAUCACAGGGGAGCACAGCCAGCUGCUAGAUGAUGGACAUAAGAAAGCUAGAAAUGCUUAUCUCAACAAUUCCAAUUAUGAAGAAGGAGAUGAAUAUUUUGAUAAAAACUUGGCACUUUUUGAGGAAGAAAUGGACACAAGACCAAAGGUGUCCUCUCUUCUUAAUCGCAUGGCCAAUUACACUAAUCUGACACAAGGAGCAAAGGAGCAUGAAGAAGCUGAAAAUAUCACUGAAGGAAAAAAGAAACCCACCAAGACGCCCCAAAUGGGCACCUUCAUGGGUGUCUACCUCCCAUGUCUACAAAAUAUUUUUGGAGUGAUUCUGUUUCUGCGGCUUACAUGGGUAGUGGGCACUGCCGGAGUUCUUCAGGCCUUUAUAAUUGUCCUUAUCUGCUGCUGCUGUACAAUAUUGACUGCUAUCUCCAUGAGUGCCAUUGCCACUAACGGAGUGGUGCCAGCUGGGGGCUCAUACUUUAUGAUUUCCCGGGCACUGGGCCCUGAGUUUGGUGGAGCUGUUGGCCUCUGCUUUUACCUUGGUACCACAUUUGCAGCAGCCAUGUAUAUCCUUGGUGCCAUUGAAAUUUUUCUGGUAUACAUCGUCCCUCGAGCUGCAGUCUUCCGCAGUGAUGAUGCACUCAAGGAGUCAGCAGCCAUGCUAAAUAACAUGCGUGUCUAUGGCACAGCCUUCCUGGUUCUCAUGGUCUUGGUGGUGUUCAUCGGAGUGCGCUAUGUGAACAAGUUUGCAUCACUUUUCCUGGCUUGUGUCAUUGUUUCCAUCCUGGCCAUCUAUGCGGGAGCCAUCAAGUCUGCCUUCGCCCCACCACACUUCCCGGUUUGCAUGCUGGGUAACCGCACCCUUUCAUCAAGACACAUUGACAUCUGCUCGAAGACCAAGGAGAUUAACAACAUGACAGUACCAUCCAAAUUAUGGAGCUUCUUCUGUAACUCAAGUCAGUUUUUCAAUGCCACCUGCGAUGAAUACUUUGUUCACAAUAAUGUCACUUCAAUCCAGGGCAUCCCUGGGUUGGCUAGUGGCAUCAUCACAGAGAACCUUUGGAGUAAUUAUUUGCCUAAAGGGGAGAUCAUUGAAAAGCCUUCGGCCAAAUCAGCUGACAUCUUGGGUAGCUUAAACCAUGACUACGUGCUUGUGGACAUCACCACCUCCUUCACUCUCCUGGUGGGCAUCUUCUUCCCCUCUGUCACAGGUAUCAUGGCGGGAUCAAACAGGUCUGGAGAUUUGAAAGACGCUCAGAAGUCCAUCCCCAUUGGAACCAUUCUUGCCAUCCUGACCACAUCCUUUGUCUACUUGAGCAACGUUGUCCUUUUUGGUGCAUGCAUUGAAGGAGUUGUUCUUAGAGACAAAUUUGGGGAUGCUGUGAAAGGUAAUUUAGUGGUCGGUACCUUAUCUUGGCCGUCCCCAUGGGUGAUUGUUAUUGGCUCCUUCUUUUCAACAUGUGGGGCUGGACUUCAGAGCCUCACAGGUGCACCAAGGCUCCUGCAGGCGAUUGCCAAGGACAACAUCAUACCAUUUCUGAGAGUGUUUGGUCACAGCAAAGCCAAUGGGGAGCCCACCUGGGCCUUACUUCUAACUGCAGCCAUUGCAGAGCUGGGGAUCCUCAUUGCCUCUUUGGACCUUGUGGCCCCAAUUCUUUCCAUGUUUUUUCUCAUGUGUUACCUCUUUGUGAACUUGGCAUGUGCCUUGCAAACAUUACUUCGAACACCCAACUGGAGACCCCGAUUCCGCUACUACCACUGGACCCUCUCUUUCAUGGGCAUGAGUAUCUGUCUGGCUCUGAUGUUCAUUUCUUCCUGGUAUUAUGCUAUCGUAGCAAUGGUAAUCGCUGGUAUGAUCUACAAGUACAUUGAGUACCAAGGAGCUGAGAAGGAGUGGGGUGAUGGCAUCCGUGGGCUGUCCCUCAGUGCCGCCCGGUUUGCUUUGCUUCGGCUGGAGGAGGGACCUCCACACACCAAAAACUGGAGGCCUCAGCUGCUCGUGUUACUGAAACUGGAUGAAGACUUACAUGUCAAGCAUCCUCGUCUCCUCACCUUUGCUUCACAGCUCAAAGCAGGAAAGGGUCUCACUAUUGUGGGCUCUGUCAUCGUGGGGAACUUCCUGGAGAACUACGGUGAAGCUUUGGCUGCUGAGCAGACCAUUAAGCACCUAAUGGAGGCAGAGAAGGUAAAAGGGUUCUGUCAGCUGGUGGUUGCUGCCAAGCUCAAAGAGGGCAUCUCCCACCUCAUCCAGUCCUGUGGCCUCGGAGGCAUGAAGCACAACACGGUGGUGAUGGGCUGGCCCAACGGCUGGCGUCAGAGUGAAGAUGCACGCGCUUGGAAGACUUUUAUUGGCACAGUUCGCGUGACAACUGCUGCCCACCUCGCUCUGUUGGUGGCCAAAAAUGUGUCCUUCUUCCCCAGCAAUGUGGAGCAGUUCUCCGAGGGCAACAUCGACGUCUGGUGGAUUGUCCAUGACGGGGGCAUGCUCAUGCUGCUGCCCUUCCUGCUGCGGCAGCACAAGGUGUGGCGAAAAUGCAGCAUUCGAAUCUUCACAGUGGCCCAGCUAGAAGACAACAGCAUCCAGAUGAAGAAGGACCUGGCCACCUUCCUGUAUCACCUGCGCAUUGAGGCAGAGGUGGAGGUGGUAGAGAUGCAUGACAGCGACAUAUCAGCUUAUACUUACGAGCGCACUCUGAUGAUGGAGCAGAGGUCCCAGAUGCUCCGGCACAUGCGGCUUUCCAAAACUGAGCGUGACCGAGAGGCACAGUUGGUGAAAGACCGGAAUUCGAUGCUCCGAUUGACCAGCAUUGGCUCUGAUGAGGAUGAAGAGACAGAAACCUAUCAGGAGAAGGUGCACAUGACUUGGACAAAAGACAAGUACAUGGCAUCCCGGGGGCAAAAGGCCAAGUCAAUGGAAGGGUUCCAGGACCUACUUAAUAUGCGGCCGGACCACUCCAAUGUGAGACGGAUGCACACAGCCGUGAAGCUCAAUGAGGUCAUCGUCAACAAGUCUCAUGACGCAAAGCUGGUUUUGUUGAAUAUGCCAGGCCCACCCCGAAAUCCCGAGGGGGACGAAAACUACAUGGAGUUCCUGGAGGUGCUGACGGAGGGGCUGGAACGAGUCCUCCUGGUGCGCGGCGGUGGCAGCGAGGUGAUCACCAUCUACUCUUAGCCCACUCCCGGAGCACUGCUUGCCACGCCUCCCUGAAGGCUCGUCCUCUGCGGAAGUGACCGCGCUCACACCACGCCCACUCCCGAGUCUGCUCUCUGCACACUGCGCUGAGCCUCAGGUACUUGCUCAGAAGACUACAAGUAGAUGUGCUCUGGCUGCCAUUCCAUCUGCUGUCCCAGCAGAAGCAGAAAAUAGUCCCUCCACAUCAAAAGAGCCAUUUCUGUACCAAUAGAAUGCAAGUUAGAAUUAACAAGCAAAGCUGAAGGCAGUAACUGAUUUAAAAAGAAAAAAAAAGGCUGCUAGAAAUUUAGCUAAAGAGUUAAAGCAAGCACAUCCACAGUUAUUAAAGAUCAGUCUCAGAAGUCAUGGUUCAGUGAAGUCAUGGUUCAGGGUGGCAGGCAGAGACAGCUUCACCUUACUAGAGCUCAUGGCUAAGUACUCAGAACUGUCCUUGUAGGGUGACCUACCAUAGCAAGACAAGACGGAAGACAUCUGGUUUUCUUCAGUGUACCUACUGGGCUCAAAUUGACUCUUGGGGUACUAAUGUACAGAAUCCACGACAUGGCUCAAAGGUACCCCAAAAUACCAAGUUUAAGUAUCUACACUGUCAGUCUAAAUUCCAGCCAUUUGUUUCCCUUAUGACCCAUUCUUUGGUAUUAAUGCAGGCAUUGUUAUCAUGGAAAUUGUUGUUUGUUUGUUUUUUAGGUAGAAGUUUUCUUUAGGUUCUCUCCAAAUGGCUGAACUAAGGGAAUUUAAAGGGUAGCUGUUAAGAUUUACUGAAAUACAGUCUGUGGUUAUCUGUGUAAUACAAGCAAUACAUACAUGGUGAAUUUGAGAAGCAUACAGGCCAGUAGUUUCUCCUUUCCCUCUUUGUAUGCCUAGUUUGUUAACAUAGGUUUUUAAAAAAAUCAAGGAACAAGUACUAGGAAGACUGGCUAAAAUGCUUUGAAGCUUUGGACCAUCUUUAAAGGGAGAAUUCUACAGUGGAAUUUUAAGUUCUAGAGCCAUACUCCUACAGUGCCAAAGUUACUGAAUUGCUACUCCUUAGACACUUAAAAGUGACAGACAAGGAACUUCUCUCUCACUGAGAAAGCUAUGAUCACAGAUGACUCGAGGCACUUGCCUAAACUCUGGAAGUAAGACCAUUCAACCCUUUCAAUUUUAUUUUUCAUUCUGACAGUUACCAAGCUGGGGUCUACUAUUUUUCUUUCCAAAAUGCUCUACAUGUGCCAAGCUCAGCAUUCUGCCUACUGCUUCAUUAAUCACAAAACAUCUGGCUUCCAGCCUAGGAAACUCUUAUCAGAGCCUACAAUAUGGCUGCUUUAAACGGACUUUAUUAAUAGUGUCACUCCUCUUUGAUUAUUGAGCAGGAACAAAGCUGACGCUAAGUCUCACAGAUCAUUUGGCCCAGAAACAGAGAAAACCCUUCGGUAUGGCUUUCAGAACAAAAAAUAGUUUGUUCAGGAACUGUUUACAGAUCCCAAGGCGACACUCCAUUCAUAGGUGAGCACAGCAGUAAUGGGUCGGGUCUCCUGAGGUCCAGUAUCUGCAAAAGGUCAGCCUGCCCAGGACUUGUUCAGCGUUCACAUGUACCCUUGGCCAAACUGAUAGAUACUUUUUCCAUACAGAAUAUAGACCAGUAUUUGUGAAAUAUAAGGUUAAUUUUAGAAGGGCUGUUUGUGGUUGGAGCGAAGAAUCUUUUUAAAGAAAUAAGGGAAUUAGUGGAUAUUUGCAAAACCAUUAUUUCAGGCCCUAAAACAAAAUCACUGUUACAUGGAAAAUGGUUAUUAGGCCAGAUUUACUCAUCUGUCUAGAGCAUUUCGUGUGUAUGUGUUGCUUAGGUUGUUUGUCUGCAAAGUGUCUUGUCUCUUUUAAUCACUGCAAAUAAAAAGCAAUAUAAAAACUGGAUGAGAGAGAAUGCACCUUAGGGAAAGGGGAUUUAUAUUUCAAGAGGGAAGAGAAAGAUCUUCUCCUGCCUCUUGGAUACGAGGACUUCCAGGGCAGAUUAUAGAAAUACACGUUCUACCACCGCGGGCCCUGCCUUCCAUAGACAGCCGUCUUAAAAGCUGGCAUUUAACAACAGGCUUGCUGGACAGGGGCGCCUCCCCCGGCACGGGAAAGGUCACCACUGUCGAUUCCAUUGCCUUCAGUUCCUGUGGCUCCAGGGAUCCCACCAAUCAUCCACCCCCAUCCCCGCGUUAAAUACUCCUCAUUGUGGGUAUUAAAAGUCAUAGUUACCCUGUAAGCAUAUUUACGUGCUCUUUUUUCUCGUUUUUCUUUUCAUCAUGUUUAAUUUGCAUACAGCAUUGGUUUCUCACUUUUCCCACAUGCAUCCCCAAUAGAAUUAUUUCAGCUUAUGUUAAAUAGCAGUAAAAUACAGAUUCAAAGGAAAUUUGUGUAACUUUUUAAAAGCAUUUAAUUUAUUGAAACACUCCUGUUUACAUAGUUCUGCUUGUAUUGUUUUGCUCUGUACUGACAGAUAAAUAAAGUUUUCUACAUUAUUUUCAGGCA